Molecule: messenger RNA, 2259 nt
Organism: Aspergillus mulundensis
Lineage: Eukaryota; Fungi; Ascomycota; Eurotiomycetes; Eurotiales; Aspergillaceae
Product: alpha,alpha-trehalase
Exons: 5
Coding region: 1-2259 (752 amino acids)
Biological process (GO): trehalose catabolic process
Cellular component (GO): cytoplasm
Molecular function (GO): alpha,alpha-trehalase activity; calcium ion binding
Source: RefSeq, a predicted model, not a curated record
AUGGACGACUCGGUACUUCAUUCGAAUCCGCCAUCGAACGGCAUCAACGGUGGCGCCCAGCACCGACGGUCCAGCUCAGGUGGUGAUCCUUUUCAGCACCCAGAUCUCUACUAUGGAAACGCUGAAUCGAUUGAUCGGAUAAAGAACCGCCGCCGGGCGUUCUCUUCUAGCUUAAAAUCGUUCAACCAUCAAGACCUCCAUGAGAUGAUUGGUGACCGUAAUACGAGACGUGGCAGCAUGGACCCAACAUCUGGCAACCCUCGGAAAUUCCUUAUCGAUGUUGACGCAACCCUUGACCGCUUGCUGGAAAGCGAAGACUCUGACAGGAACAUGCAAAUCACCAUUGAGGAUGCUGGCCCUAAGGUUUUCUCCGUAGGAACGGCUGCAUCCCAUGGUUACAACAGAUUUGACGUGCGAGGCACAUACAUGCUGUCAAAUCUUCUUCAAGAGCUAACGAUUGCCAAAGACUACGGCCGUAAACAGAUCGUUCUUGAUGAGGAGCGUCUGUCUGAGAAUCCUGUCUCUCGACUUUCGCGACUCAUUAAGAACUCAUUCUGGAACUCUCUUACUAGAAGAAUUGAUGGACGUAAUAUCGAGGUGGCUGGGCGGGAUCCCAAGGAUUGGACCGAUGAUCCUCGGCCACGCAUUUACGUUCCGCCUGGAGCUCCCGAACAGUUGGAGUACUACAGGAGGAUUGCUGAAGAGAGACCUGAACUACGCCUCGAUGUACAAGAGCUGGCUGCAGAGAUCACACCAGAGUAUGUGAGAGACUUGAAUGAUAAGCCGGGACUUCUCGCUCUGGCCAUGGAGGAGACGAAGGAUGAAAAGACUGGGAAAGUCGACUUUUCCGGUGUUCCUUUCGUGGUCCCAGGAGGACGAUUCAACGAGCUUUACGGCUGGGAUAGUUACAUGGAGUCACUCGGGCUUUUGGCCAGCAACAGGGUUGAUCUUGCGAAAGCCAUGGUGGUCAACUUCUGCUUCUGCAUUAAGCAUUAUGCGAAAAUCCUCAACGCCAACCGUACAUACUACCUGUCGCGCUCCCAGCCGCCAUUCUUGACGGAUAUGGCUUUGCGUGUGUACGACCGCAUUCAGAAUGAGCCAGGCGCCCUGGACUUCCUUCGCCAGGCCAUCCUAGCCGCCAUCAAGGAGUACUACAGCGUUUGGAUGGCUGAGCCACGUCUGGACCCCGUGUCUGGUCUGUCACGAUACCGUUCGCCAGGUAUUGGUGUACCUCCCGAGACGGAAGCUUCACAUUUCCUUCAUCUUCUUACCCCAUACGCCGAGAAGCAUGGCAUGGAAUUUAAGGAGUUUGUUCGAGCCUAUAAUACUGGCAAGGUGAAGGAGCCCGAAUUGGAUGAGUACUUCAUGCACGACAGAGCAGUCAGAGAGUCCGGGCACGAUACCAGUUACCGUCUGGAGAGGGUCUGCGGCAACCUCGCUACUGUUGAUCUGAACUCUCUCUUGUACAAGUACGAGGUCGACAUCGCUCGGGUAAUACGGGUCUACUUCAAAGACAAGCUCGAGAUCCCCGUCGAGUUCCGGACACCAGCUACCAAGGAUAUCCAGAGCGAGUCAUCGUCUGUGUGGGACCGCCGCGCACGCAGGAGAAAGAUGAGAAUGGACACCUAUCUCUGGGACGAAGAAAAGGGAAUGUACUUUGACUACGACACAGCCAAGCAGGAACGAACCAACUACGAGAGUGCCACAACUCUCUGGGCUAUGUGGGCCGGACUGGUUACGCCGCGCCAGGCUUCCGCAAUGAUCAGCAAGGCCCUUCCUCUCUUCGAGGAGUUUGGUGGAAUCGUCUCAGGUACUGAAAAGUCUCGUGGUGCUGUUGGGUUAGAUCGACCAACUCGGCAGUGGGACUACCCAUACGGAUGGGCACCGCAGCAGAUGCUGGCGUGGACCGGCUUUGCCCGAUACGGAUACCAGGAAGAGGCCGAGCGACUUGCAUACAAGUGGCUCUACAUGAUUACCAAAGCGUUUGUUGAUUUCAACGGUGUCGUUGUCGAGAAAUAUGACGUUACCCGACCUAUUGAUCCUCACCGGGUUGAUGCCGAGUACGGCAACCAGGGCGUCGACUUCAAGGGCGCUCCUCGAGAAGGAUUCGGCUGGGUCAACGCAAGCUACGUUUACGGCCUGGAUAUGCUCAACGCCCAUCAACGACGUGCCCUUGGUGCGGUCACCCCGUGGGAUACGUACAGCAAGGCUGUCUCCGCGCAGGGUGGUGACCACGUGUUUCAAAACAGACCUGAGUAG